This is a messenger RNA of Caenorhabditis auriculariae, 3635 nucleotides long. The record is from the annotation of a GenBank genome assembly. Lineage: Eukaryota; Metazoa; Nematoda; Chromadorea; Rhabditida; Rhabditidae.
AUGUCGCUUUAUUCAAUUUUAUUUUUUGUUUUUUUCCUGGUCACUAGGAUUUCUGCGGAUUGUCCUGGCGGAUCGACUCUAUCGGCUGAUGGUAAAUUGUGAGUUUUUCCAAGUCAAGCCGCAUCUAGUGCUUCAAGCAACAAUUUAUUCUGAAAUCCACGCUUUCCCAAUACUCAGAAAUCGUUUCCAGAUGCUACAAAGCCAUUCAAACGUCCGUAUCGUACCGUGAGGCCAAAACUUUAUGUGGCUUACUCUACGGAGGCCUGCCUUUGGUUCCAAACGCCUUCACUAACGCUUUUUUUGGACGGUCUUUUGAAUCGUCAGUUUCAAUUUUUUUGUUUAAACUAAACAUAGGGUGUCAGGUAUUUCCUUUACUCGGAACAUCACGACAUUCAUAGGUUUUCAAAAAAAUUCUCUAAAACUCAAAAAAACCGACUAUUUUUCGUUGAGAAAAAGGCUCAAAGGCUCAAUUUUAUCGCAAAGGAUCCAGGAAAAAAGAUCUUGGAGGCUCUGAUUUUGAAAAAUAAUCAUCAAAAAUUUGUUAAAAAAACUUGAGAUCCAAACUAAAUUGCCUUCCUUCCAAACUCUAAAGAUUUCAGAAGAUGGCCUGUUCUUUUCCUGGCUACCGUACUCCUAUUCUAAUGGAGCCUAUCGAACCGACGACGGUUCAAUGCCGACUUUCACUAACUGGGCACCAGGUGAAUCAAAUUGAAGUGAUCUUUUAGUCGUCUUAUGAAUUUCCGUUGCUUUAUCAGUGGAAGUCUUAUCAGUAAUCGUUUGACGGGAAAAAGGAUGAAAGUUCAAAAAAAUCACGGGGUCUCCGGAAAAAGCUUGGUUAUGGUCGUGAUGGCCUUUAGCAACUUCGAAUUAAAAAAACUUUCUCUUUUUUUAUUAAUCUUUAUUCGAUCGAAAUAAAGCAGGAAAAAAAGUGCUUCAUUGUUUUUCUUGACGAUCUUGUUUCCAUGUGACAGAAGUUUAAGAAGUUUUUUUGGUAAAGACAUCAAAAUUUUCCGGAACGAACUUUUUUUCAAAACACUCUCAAUUUCCUGCUAGCCUGGGAAAAAUUUUUUAGUGGCCACUAUAGGGUUUUUGACGUUUGAGUGGCCACUAUAGUAGUCAAAUUAGUCGACACUUAAGGGGUUGAAUAUUAGUGGUCACUAUAGAGGUCUAAGUGGUACUACUAGACCACUAAAAACUUUAGUGGCCACUUUAGGGGUCAAUGGAUCAACAUAACUGGUCCAAUCUGUUUGUUUUAAAAUUAUCAGAUUUACUGGAAAGAGUACUGGAUGAGAAUUUACUGAAGUGGCCCCUAAAACGAAAAAUAGUGGCCAAUAUAGAGGUGGGUUUAGUGGUCACCAAAGUGUCUUCUCCAAGUAGUCCUUGGCGAGCCUCUAUAGUGGCCGCUAAAAAUUUUCCCAGACUCUCCACUAAAAAUGAACGAGAAACUUCAGAAUCUUUUAUUUUCUUUUAAUCUUUUGCUAGCCGUGUUAUUGCCCUCGAGUAUUAUCAAUAUUGAAGUAAUUAAAAUGUCUCUCCUUAUACGAUUUUUCCGUUCUUUCAAGAAGUAUUUUCGAACUGAAUUCUCAUAAAAAAAUCAUUCCAAAAAAAAGUCUUAUCGAUGACAUUCAUCCAGGGGAACCACGACUCCAAAACGGCUACGCCGUCCAACUCCGCUCCAGUGACGGUCGUUGGACCACCACCACCGUCGACGCUCAAAAACAGCGUGAUUUGCGCUUUUUUUCGCCAUCAUGCGCUGGAAAUCAAGGAGCCACGACACCUUUCCCGAGGAACAUGACGACUCCACGAAUGGGAUACACGACUCCCGGACCAACGCCGAGCACCAAUCCUUGUCUUGCAAAAAUACAAAAAGUGAGAGUUUGACUUGGUUACGACAGUGGCACUGAAAAACUACUAGGCAAAGUCGGAAAGGGCGGAAAAAUUCUCCACAGAAAUGUUCCUUUUUGCUGCCCUUUUUGCACCAUUUUUUUGCUUCUUUUCCCAUUUUUCCAAAAAAAGUCUUCGUUAGAUUUUUUUCGAUGUUUUUUUAUUCAAUUCGAUGGAAGACAUUUAUUACCUAGUGGAUGGAAGAUGCACUGAAAGAAAAGGAGAGAAAUGAAGAAAAAUAUAUGGUUUGAAACGUAUGUAGACGGGUUUCUAGACGGACUCAAUACCUGAAAUGACAUGUUAAAAAUGCCUUCAAAAACCCGAAAAAAAUGAAAAGCUCCAUAAAGGAUCCUUUUUGCUGACUUUUUUUGAGUCUCUCCCUUCAAACUUUCCCGAGUUGUCGAAUAGACCUUAACUUUCAAAAACUGAAAGAUUUCAGCCAUGGUGAACCCUUGUUUGGACGAAACAUGGGAGUUCUAUCCGCGAACUUGCUCCUGCUACAAGGUUACCGUAUCAAAAAUUCCCAAAAAGUAAAAAGUUCCAGAUAGUGACGGCGACCUAUUUCGACGAAGCCCAGUCGACUUGCUACAAGUACAAUCCAACCGGCGGCCUGACUUCCAUUCACAGUGACGCCGAGGCGAUUUUCGUCAGCGGUGAGAAAAUUCGGGGGAAAAAGUAACGGUCAGUUCUACAGACUUGGCGAUAGCGGCCCAAGGCAAGGACGACUGGAUUGUUCGUGGCGACAUCCGUGACAACACCCUGAUCGGCCUUUUCCGACAAGCGCCCGACUACGUUUGGCGCAACGCCGACGCAACGCCCUACGACGGCUAUCCCUGGAUGUCGCCCUACACUUCUCCCAACGCCAACUAUGCGAUCGUCAGUUUUUGCUCGGUUCACAGUGACCCCUUGGGCAAAGGCCGCUAGAAGGGAUAAGCUCAAAAAAGGGCGCAGAAAGACAGCAAACCGGCGGCAAAAAGGUCGCAGAAAGGCACCAAAAUGGGUCCCUUUAUCGAGCCUUCCAUUUUCUAGGAUUUUAAAGGGUCAUGAAAUGGUGGAAAAAGGAGAGGUAGCAAAAAUUGUGCAUGAGAGCCGAUGAAAUGGCGCAAAAAGGCAGCAAAAAUGGAGCCGUUGUCACCCAAAAAGGGACACUUCUCUGGAGCCUUUUUCCACGCUUUCCGACUUCGCCUGUAUUCAAAAAAGCCGUCAGAGGGUAGAAAGGAUGAGUUUUGAAGAGACAGAGACAUAAAUGGAAUAUUCUCGAUUGGACCUGAAAAAAAGGGAAGGGAAUUUGGCAAAAAAACCGUAAAAAAAUUUUUCAGGGUGUGCGCUGGACGGCGCUAGUCAAUCCGAUCAAAAAAAUUCCUUUUUUUAAAGUUCAAUUGACUGGCAGAAGCGAUUUUUUUCUUAGUUAAUAGUGAUCGGAGGAAAAAAACGCUCUUUAUUUUCGGAUUGGCUGUCGCCAGUCAUGCUUAUCCCAUGUAUGGGCAGAAAUAAUAUAGAAAUCAGUGGAAAUCACUCAAAAAUUUCAGAAAUAUUCAAAAAAGGCAGAAACUUCAUAUAAUCAAUUUAAUUAUUCUCGCCUUUUACAUAGAUUUUUCGGUGAUCUGAUUUUUAUCGAUUAAAAAAACUAACUCAAUAUCCUUUUUCAGUUGAUCACUGCCAAUGCAAUCGGCUAUCGCGGCUUCGGCUCCACCAGCGACACUGAAGACUUCGAGUUCCGUAACGCCGUCUGCAAAUAUCCGCUUCAAUAA